AUGACGGGUUAUUGCCUGCUGACGGCAAUAUGCGGUGCCGCCGUUACGGAUUCGGUGCUGCUGCUGCUGCACUCGGAGCAGCGCUACCCUGCUUGGGGCGGUGCGCCGUUCGCGCGCACCGACGCGUGGCAGGACGUGCGCUCGCUGGUGCCGUGGCCGGCCGGGCUGGCCUCCGUCAGCGACGUCCGCUACGUCUGGCACCGGAACGCCGUGUUGCUCGGCUUCGCGCAGGGAGACCAGUACAAGACGCUGGUGCUGCCCCUGGAGAAGACCGGCUACCGAAAGCGGCCGCCGUCCAGCGAGCACGUGACCCGGCCGUUCGUCUACCUCUGCCCGCUCACCAAGAAGGUGUACCUGCUGGCCGGUCAGGUCCUCGUCUCCAUAGACGGCGGCGCCACGUUCGAACGUACCCUGACCAACGUGACGUUUGGUCACGUUGAGAACUGUUUCACCGACCUCAUCCACCACCACAUCUGUGUCACCAAGGAUCUGGAGCUGGUCGUCAUGAGCUUAGGGUCAGACGAGCCGGCCAAGAUCAGCCUGAAAGACGUCAUCGACGCCAAGAACAUCACGGAUGUGGCGAAGAUAGCCCUGGUAAUGGACCGCGCCGGGGGCGUCACCGUGUUCGGCACCGGCAUUAUCCACCUGGAUCUGCACGACAUCCUCACCGUCGAGGUGGAGGCGCGCGAGGUGUACAACGAGGGCGAGCCGCUGGCCGAGUACGAGCCGCUGAUCGACCUGGAGCUCAGCAACCCGGACAUCGUGGCAGAGGGGCGUCGUGUGAACACCGUAGCCACGCCCUAG
Molecule: messenger RNA, 804 nt
Organism: Pollicipes pollicipes
Lineage: Eukaryota; Metazoa; Arthropoda; Thecostraca; Pollicipedomorpha; Pollicipedidae
Exons: 9
Coding region: 1-804 (267 amino acids)
Source: RefSeq, a predicted model, not a curated record